AUGGCUGUGUUCAAGUUCGCUGUGCUUGCCCUGCUGCUGGUCGCUGCCUUCGCAGAGGAGGAGGUGGAGUGUCCCUUUAAUUACUUCUCUUAUAUUGCAUACCUCUCUUCUAUAACAUACUACAUUCAUGACUUCUCCUCUAUAACAUAUUACAUUCAUGACUUCUCUUCUGCAGUGGAUGAGGACACCUCCAGGGAGCUGUCCGUGUCCGAGCUGCUGGACAGGGCCAACAGAGACCGCACCCCCGACCUCGAUGAGCCCGAGCUGAUUGGAGGAGAUAUCGCCAUCUUGAACGAGAACGAGAGAAACGCCGAUCCCUGCACCUCCCGCGGCUGCCUGUGGCCCAAGUACAAUGACGGCAAGGUCUACGUGCCUUACGUGAUUGCCAACCACUAUUCUUCCCGCGAGCUGCAGAUCAUCCAGCGUGGCCUCGACUCCUUCUCCUCCUCCUCUUGCAUCCGCUUCAAGCGCCGCAGCAACGAGAGGGACUACAUCAGCAUCGAGUCUCGCAGCGGAUGCUACUCCUACGUGGGCCGCACCGGCAACGCUCAGACCGUGUCUCUGGCCCGUUCUGGCUGCCUGUACCACAGCACCGUCCAGCACGAGCUGCUCCACGCUCUGGGCUUCAACCACGAGCAGACCCGUAACGACCGUGACAACUACAUCCGCGUCUACUGGGAGAACAUCAUCGAUGACAUGAAGUACAACUUCAACAAGAUCAACACCCUGAACCAGGGAACUUCCUACGACUACAACUCCGUGAUGCAGUAUGAGAGGUACGCCUUCUCCAAGAACAACCGCCCCACCAUGGUGCCCAUCCCCAACUCCAACGCUGUGCUGGGACAGGCCUCUCAGAUGAGCCAGAACGACAUCACCAGGCUCAACAGACUCUACAAGUGCUAGAUGAAGAUGCCGUGACCACCACUGGCCUCCACUCCAUCAACCACCUCUGGAGUCCUUUCAUCAGUA
This is a messenger RNA of Engraulis encrasicolus (European anchovy), 969 nucleotides long. Its product is annotated as low choriolytic enzyme-like. The transcript has 8 exons. Gene Ontology annotation, molecular function: zinc ion binding; metalloendopeptidase activity. Gene Ontology annotation, biological process: proteolysis. Bases 1 to 903 code for a protein of 300 amino acids. The record is from RefSeq and is a predicted model, not a curated record. NCBI's taxonomy places the organism in Eukaryota, Metazoa, Chordata, Actinopteri, Clupeiformes, Engraulidae.